AUGAGACUAAUCAUCAAAAGAAAAGAUGAGUCCCAAAAAAAGUGGCUCAUAGUUUGGAUUCUUUUUUUGCAUAUCUAUAUAUAUAAAGCUUUAUGUAGUGUUACCUUAGAGGAAUCUAGUAGAGCUGAUGAUUCCUCUGAAGAAAUAGAAAAAGUUGAUCGCUCUGGCAAAUUUGGAGAAUUUAGUGAUCGAAGUAAUAUAGGGUAUUCAGAAAGUGAAUUAGAAACAGAGGUAUCAUUAUCAAAUUUAGAUAAUUUUAUUAAAGAAAAGAAAGGUUCAUUAUUAUUUAAACCCUCAAAAGAUGCAAGUAUAUCUGAAACAAGCUCAAAAUUUGAAGAUGUGAGUGAAUCUGCAAGAAAUUUAUCAGAUUUAGUUCAGGAGAAUUCUAUAAAUACAGAGGGAUAUAUACCAUUAUCUAGAGAAGUGUUACCAGAAGGUGCUUCUUUAAUGAUAGGUGAAUCUAGUGAAAUAUCAAAUGAUUCCAGUCCCACAGCAUCAGAUACAGAUAGUAUAUAUGUAGAUACAACAUAUAAUAAGAAAAGUUUAGGGGAAAAUAAAACAUCAGAUAUCAAUAAAUCAGAAUUAAUAGAAUUUUCUGGUUCUCUUGAAGAUAAAUAUAACAGCCCUAUUAGAAUGACUUCUUCGGUUGAAAAGACAAAUAACUUACCACUCAUGGUAUCAAAGUCACUUGAACUAAAUUCAAAAAAAAGAAAAGAUUUAGUUGUAGAUGUAAAUAAAUCUAGAUUAUUAUCUGAAGAAAAAAAUGUUGGGUUUAAACAAAUACCACAAACCACAUUGUUUGAAAUGACUGGUUCUUCAAAAGAAAUUGAUUAUUUACAUUCAAAUAACUCUGAAAAGCCUUCAAAUGAGCUAAAGGAACAAGGAAAUAACUCAGAAAAGUCUUUAGAUGAACGUAUAUUCAAUGAAGUUGAAGAAGUUUCACUUCCUGAGCUUAGAACAUCAACAAUAUCACUUUCUGAGUUAACUCCAUUGACAUUUAGUGAAUCUGAACACUCUAAUUUAAGUAAUGAAACCCUAUCAACUGAAUCUUCUUUAGUAUUUACAUCUCCACCAAGUGAAGUGGCUAAUCAAUUAGAAAAUCGUGAAGAAUUAUCUAAUGUAUAUAACAAGCUUCCAAGUAAUAUGAAAAUGUCACCUGAAAGUAAAACUGUUUUUCAAUCUGAAUCGACAGCUGAUAUAACUCAGUUUUUAUCACAAUAUAGUAAUAAAUCUGAUGAAAAAUAUCACAGUAAAAUAUCUGAUUCGUCUACAAGUAUGUUUGCAGAAGUCCCAUCUGAUAUAGGAUCUCAAAAAUCCGUUGGAAAUAUUGAAGUAUCUAAAUUUUCUGAAGAUACAUCUCAAAUUGAUGAUUAUUUAACCCCAGAAUUAAUAGAAAAUUCAACAAUGGAAACAAAACCUGAAAUUAAUACUGAAACGACUUAUUUUGAAGAAUCCAUGAGUAUUCAACCUCCUUCUCCUCCAGAAGAGGUAAUUGAACCAUCUGAAGUUAAAGAUAAUAUUGUUAUGAAUCCAUAUAUAAAGACUGCAGGUGCUGUAGGAAAAGUAAGCCCAAAAUUGGCCCCUUUAAUUGAGACCUUAAUUAGACAGAUGGAGAAAGAUGGUAAAUCUUCUAUAAACCCCAAACCACUAACUGGAAGAGCGAGUCCACCAACUAUUAUAAAUGAACCUUGUUAUUUUCGUGAUGAGAAAGCAUUUCCAAAUAAAGAAGAAGAAGCUGCUUUUUAUGAAGAGUUAGAAAAUCAGAAAGCUCAAAAUCCUUUUCUAUAUAGAAGUAAACUUGAAGAAAUGAAGUCAAUUAUGGGAAUUUCUGGAAAAUCAUUAUUGGAAGAAUUCUUAGAAAAGAAAAGAGGCGAAUAUAGAAGUAAUUUAUCUAGACAAUUUGCUACUGGUAAUAAAUGGAAAAGAUCUACAGUAGAAAUUCAAGAACCAAAAAAAGCACUUAUUGAAGAGAUGAAAUCCACAAAGUUUAUGGAAAAUUUAUUUCAUAGUUCUCAUAAAGAUAAACCACAAGAACAAGGGCAGAUCUUUCAAGAAAGUACUCAAAAAACAGACAAGUCACAAUCAUUAGUUUCAGAUGGCAAUAUAUUUGGAGUUAAAUAUGAACAGACAAAGGCAUCUGAAAUAUCAAAUUCUGAUAUUCUAAAUAAAAAGGACAUAUCUUCAACUUUUUUAUCUGAAAAUUUCCCACGAGAAUCUCCAGUAUUGCAUAUUGCUGCAAGUCCAGUAUCUUCUGAAGAAUCUUUAAAUCAGGAAACCUCAGAGUUUUCUUCUACUCCAAAGCCUCAAAAAAUAUAUUCUUAUACAUCACAAUAUUCUGUUGAAAGCCCUAGAGUUUCAUAUAAGCCAAUUCCUGAUCCCACCCGUUCAAAAUCGGAAAACGUAUCUCCUUGGGUAUCACAAUAUACUAAAAGCCCUAAAUCUUCAGAUGAGCCAAUUUCUGAGACUAAUUCACUUAUAAGAUCAGUAGAGACCUCUUCCUCAGAUUCAGCACCCAAAAGAAAAUCUACUAUACUUCCUUUUAUACAGAAACAGUCUUAUCAAAAUGGAUUAGAUAUUGCUACUUUAACUGACCCUAUACCUUCUCCAACUCCCUCCCCUUCUCCAUUAGCUCCUAUAGAAAUUUUCCCAAGUUCUUCUAAAGUUUUAGAAAAUUCUGAAUCUGUAGAAUCAAUAUUAAAUCCGACUUAUCAAAAAUUUGUGAGAAAACCAGAAAAUAAGUUAUCAAGUAGUGGCUCUGAAGUUGAACAAACAAAAUUUAGUCCAUUAAUACUCCUUCCAACUGACUCUCCACCAAAUGAAAAAACAUCUCCGGUUUCAAUAAAGUUAUCUGAUUAUAACGAACAAGCAAUAUUUACAACAGCUAAGAUGCACACUGAAAAAAAAGAUGUGUUAAAUAAUGACCUUGAAGAGUGUUUAAAUAAAGCAAAGAAUAUAACGAUUAAUAAUCUUGGAAUAUUAAUAUCUGAUUUACCUGAAGGACCUACAGUGAAAUUUAUACAAAUGGAACUAAAAAAUGAAAAGGCUAAGAUGAAGGACUUAAUGCAAUUUGGACAAGAUGCAUUGACUAAAGUUGAGAAAUAUGUGAAAAAAAAGUCCUGGAGAAGCAAAAAAAAAAGAUUCAAAGAUGAUAUCUUGAGAAUGACAAAGGAUUACUACUAUAAUGUAAAGUCUGUUCGUUCUCUAUUGUAUCAUCUAAUUUUUUUUUCACAGGAUGAAGUAAUGAGAAAUCUUAAUAAUAUUCUAAAUAACAAUGAGGAUAAUUUACCAUUUAAAAUAGUUCAAUGUGAAAUAUUAAAACAAAUUUUUAAUUCCCACGAAAAUUCAGUUCGUGGUAAAUUAUUAAAAAAAAUUGGUCAGAAGAAUUUUAUUAAUCUUUUUAGAGCACAACUAGAGAAACUUUUAAAAAAUAAGUUAACUCCUUUAGUAAAAGGUAUAGAAUCAAGUAAAUCAUUGAAAUCAAAAUUUAUAAAAUCUCUUCAUUUUAUUAAAAAUAUACUCCAGAACAAAUUCUAUACUAAUUCUAGUGAAGAAUAUCCUAAUUUAACUGUUGAAAAACAUAAAAGAAGUGGUAUUACAAAUUUCUUGUUAAAAUUGUUUAAACGUAAAAAGAAAGAUAAGACAAAGAAAUCUAGCAAUAUUUCCUAG
Cryptosporidium muris RN66 is the source of this 3666-nucleotide messenger RNA. RefSeq lists its product as uncharacterized. The record is from RefSeq and is a predicted model, not a curated record. The coding region runs from base 1 to 3666 and encodes 1221 amino acids. Lineage: Eukaryota; Apicomplexa; Conoidasida; Eucoccidiorida; Cryptosporidiidae. The transcript has a single exon.